CGGACUUCAGACGCUUAAAUCCGCAGGAAACACAGCGCCACAAGUUUCUUCACGCCGAGUCUCAAAUAUAAGAAGAGGGUUGCACAUUAAUUUUUCCCAAUUCAGACCCCUCUGCCUAUCACAAGCAAGGCUGUUUGUCGCACAGUUUCCCCAUCUUUGUCAACAACCACACAACACCAACACCACAUCAAAACAUGCCUCAACUCAUGGGAAAAGAGAUUGGGCCAAUUGGCUACGGUCUGAUGGGGCUCACAUGGAGACCGACUCCUGCACCAGAAGAGCAAGCCUUCAAGGCCAUGAGGGCUUCCCUUGCUGCAGGGUGUAACUUCUGGAACGCCGGCGAGUUCUAUGGAACCGAAUCGUACAACUCUCUCCAUCUGCUGAACAAGUAUUUCACCAAGUAUCCAGAAGAUGCGGAUAAAGUCGUUCUCUCAGUCAAAGGCGUCCUCAUGAAUAUGCACCCGGAUGGAAGCCCAGAGAACGUGAAGCGUUCUGUGGAGAAUUCUCUGAAGAUCUUGGACGGCAAGAAAAGCAUUGACAUCUUCGAACCAGCGAGAGUCGACAAAAACGUCCCACUUGAGGUCACGCUGAAGGCUCUGGAGGAAUACGUCAAGGCUGGCAAGAUCGGAGGUAUCGCUCUAUCUGAAGUUGGCGCUGCUACGAUUCAGAAGGCCGUCAAGAUCACGAAGAUUGUGGCUAUCGAGGUGGAACUUUCACUGUGGGCUUUGGAUAUUUUAAAUAAUGGUGUUGCGAAGGCAGCUGCUGAGCAUAACAUCCCUAUUGUUGCGUACUCACCUAUUGGACGAGGUAUGUUGACAGGGGAGAUCAAAAAACCAGAUGACAUCCCAGAAGGUGAUCUUCGGAGAAUGUUGCCGAGAUUCAACAAGGAGAACUUCAACCAUAACUUAGAGCUUGUCUCGGAGCUUGAGAAAACUGCAAAACAAAAGAAUUGCACUCCUGCGCAAUUGGCCAUCAAUUGGGCCAAGCAACUUUCGAAGAAGGAUCGCAGUUACCCUGAGAUUAUCCCAAUCCCUGGUGCAACGAAAGAGGAGCGUGUUCUCGAGAAUGCGAAGGAGAUCACGUUGAGCAAUGAUGAGCUUGUCGAGAUCGAUUCGAUACUGAAGAAAUUCGAGGUAAAGGGCGACAGGUAUGGUGGUCCGGCGAAGUCACAUAUGGAGGGAUGAGAAUCUAUUUCUCUCGAGGAUCAGCAACAGUCGAGGACAGAAAAUUCCAAGAUAAUUCGAAGUAGAGUUGCGCAACAUGUGUUCAGAGAAUGUGUAACGUGUUUGAGAAGUCGACAUGCCCAGCGAGCUGGUUCCAAUUUGCAGAACUCUCUUGAUAUUUCAUCUUUUGCGCGAUUUGGAAGAUUAAAAGAAGAAUAAGAAGAGGGAAACUAACAGCAACUAUUGA
Messenger RNA from Hyaloscypha bicolor E, 1410 nucleotides. Its product is annotated as Aldo/keto reductase. The transcript is spliced from 4 exons. Bases 195 to 1184 code for a protein of 329 amino acids. Lineage: Eukaryota; Fungi; Ascomycota; Leotiomycetes; Helotiales; Hyaloscyphaceae. The record is from RefSeq and is a predicted model, not a curated record. Gene Ontology annotation, cellular component: cytoplasm.